AAUAAAAUGAUCUGGAGGGCCGGAUCCGGCCCCUGGGCCUUGACUGUGAAUUACAGGAUGAACCCGUGUCAGGGCUUCAUGGUGGAGUAGUGGUUAGCACUCUUCCAUCGCAGUGAGAAGAUCCUGACUCAAACCCCAGCUGGGUCCUUCCUGUGUGGACUUUGCAUGUUCUCCUCGUGCACGUGUGGAUGAUCUCCGUCCACGCAGGUUUCCUCCUACAGGGCAAACACAUGUCAUGGGUUCACAGGAAUCUUUUUUCUUGUGCAUGUUUGAAGCAAAGAUUUCAUAUCAUUGAUGGUCUCUGUGAUCGUCUCCUGCUGAUGGACUCGUUGGUGGGUGAUGUGGGGGUGUCCAGCUACUGUCAAUGAUUAGUAUUCAGUCGUCUUCCUCCCUCUCCUCCAUGGGCUCCUCCCUCCCUCCAUCCGUCCCCGCAUGCCUCCCUGCUCUGAGCGUCCGUCCAGUCGCCUGUCAGCCCUCAGCUUGUGAGCAGCCACGUCCUUCUCGGCUGAGAAAAGCCUCUUUAGCUGGAGCGCCGGUGGCGGCGGCCUCUGUAAUCCUUUAAGAAGCGUCAGCAGACUGCAGAACAAGCAGCUCAGGCUCUGAAACAUCUCACGUUCCUGCAGUUGCUGGUGAGAUGGCCUUCAGCGACCUGCUGGAGGAGGUGGGGGGGUUCGGCCGGUACCAGUGGCUCCAUGUGACUCUCAUCAGUUUGCCUGGUUUGAUGAUGGCCAGUCAGAACCUGCUGAACAACUUCGUCUCCGGGAUCCCUGCCCACCACUGCAACCUGCCAGCCAAUCACAGCUCACACAACCUGUCGCUCUACAACCAGGUUGAUGAGAAGCAGCUCCUGAGAGCUUUCAUUCCUCCAGACCCUUCAGGGAACAGACUGGACCGAUGCAUGAGGUACGUGCAGCCGCAAUGGCACCUGUUAACCACUAACAGCUCUGCCAAUGUUAGUGGGCUCCAGACUGAAGGUUGUGUGGAUGGAUGGACCUUUGACCAGUCAGAAUUUAUUUCUACCACCGUUUCUGAGUGGGGUCUGGUGUGCUCCCUGCGCCCCCUCAAGCAGAUGAUUCAGUCCAUUUAUAUGGGUGGAGUUCUAACAGGUGCCAUAAUCUACGGCGGCCUUUCAGACAGGUUUGGGAGGCGAUCGGUCCUCAUUUGGUCCUACCUGCAGAUAGGCCUACUGGGCUGCGGCUCUGUGCUCUCUUCUUCGUUCUCAGUCUAUUGCGUUUUUCGGUUUCUAAAUGGCAUGGCUGUGUCUGGAGUCAUCCUCAAUGGCUUCUCAUUAAAGGUGGAGUGGAUCCCAACCAAAACAAGGACAGUUGUGGGCACACUCACAUCCUUUUUCUUCACAUUCGGUCAGAUGGUCUUGGCGGGACUUGCCUAUUGGCUGAAAGACUGGAGGAAGCUUCAGCUUGCUGUGUCUGCUCCUCACUUCCUGUUUUUUGCCUACAGCUGGUGGUAUUCAGAGUCAGCCCGUUGGUUGGUGGUAAACCGUCGGUCUGAAGAAGCAUUAAAAAGUCUUCAUCGAGUCGCUCGAAUCAACGGAAGACCAGAAAUCGCCAACAAGCUGACAGUAGAGGACCUACAUUCUCACAUGAGGAAAGAAAUCGAGUCCAGUCGAUCGUCAUUUACGGCAAUCGAUCUGCUGAGGACCAGAGGGAUGAGGCGAAUCUCCAUCUGUCUGGUUGCUGCUUGGUUUUCAACCAGUUUUGCAUACUAUGGUUUAGCAAUGGACCUGCAGAAGUUUGGGGUGAGUAUUUACCUGAUGCAGGUCAUCUUUGGAGCUGUAGAUAUUCCAGCCAAAUUGUUUGCUCUGGGCAUACUCAGUUACCUUGGGAGGAGGGUAUCUCAGGUGUCCUGUCUUUUUUUGUCGGCUGUCAUCAUCUUUGCCAACAUCUUUGUCCCUACAGACAUGCAGACCCUCAGGACUACCCUUGCCUGUCUCGGUAAAGCCUUUACUUCUGCAUCCUUUACUACAGUCUAUCUGUAUACUGGAGAGCUGUACCCAACUGUCAUAAGGCAGACAGGAAUGGGCUUCGUUUCUACCAUGGCAAGGGUGGGCAGCAUGGCAGCUCCUGCCGUCCUGAUCCUGGAUGAGGUCUGGCCUGCUUUACCCAGCAUUGUGUAUGGUGGUGCUGCAGUUCUGGCUAGCGGUUUUGCCUGUUUCCUCCCGGAGACUCUCAACGUACCACUGCCUGACACAGUCGAGGAUGUAGAGGAGAAAUGGUCAAAAGGAGGAUUCAAAUUUAGACUGAAAGAAGGAAGGACAAAGGAAGGCGGAGCCUCGGUCAGUGACACGUGCCAGCAGGGAGGGGUGGCCACAAAGGAGGCUCUUCCCUUAAAGGAACUGAAGGAGACAGAAGAAAUUGGUCUUAAUGCGCUCUGACCAAUCAUGAGUCCACAUGAGGAUCCUGGACGUCCCUGAAGCUGACCAAUCAGAUGUGGUGUUCAAAGUGCCUUUUUAGUCGUAGAAAUGUACUAAUGAUGCAAAGAAAAAAAUGCAUCUAAAAAUAUUCAGAAAACUGAAUAAGCAAUGAGUAAUUACAAACUGAUGGAUUUACUGCAUGGAAACAGAAGCAGACACCAAAAAUGAAACAGUCUGAUUUCAGUAGAAAUCAAAAUAAUGCAAUUUGAAGGGAAAAAGUGAUUAGUACUAAUUAUAGACAUAUAAUAACCACUGGACAAAGUGAGGUAUUGACAUCACUCAAAGAAAAGGCCUUACCUCUGGCCCUCGUGAAACCAGGCUAAAGUCGUCACCGUGACUUCCAGAUACAGCUGCCACCACUUUGAAACCCGUCAACAGCGAUUAGUCCGAGUCGGUCUGAGUCACGUUUUUAGGGGAACUACAGUAGCCAAUCAUGAGUGAGCUUGUUUGAAGUCCACACCUCGUCCACUGAAAGUAGCUUGGGAGAAGCUGUCAAUCAAACAUUGGGUGGAGCCAGGGUGACCACAUACUUUUACUGAGGCAUCUGAUUGGCUAGUUUAUAACUUGAAUAACUUGCAAUAAAGAAAACAUCUCUUUUAAAAAAUAGGAUUAUAAAGAAUAUGUUAAGAAGAAUGUAUCAGAGCAUAAGUGGUUAUUCUAAAAAGAAAAGUUUGUCAAAUAACUGUCUAUUUCUCAACAAAAGUUUAUGGGAUUUUGACUUCAGGAUCCAGGUGGUUCUUCCUGUUUGAUAGGGGAGAGUUUGAGAUGUCCAGUGAUUAUACAGUCAAUGUUAUUAACUAAUCAAACUUGCUCUGAGAAUAACAGUUCAAAAUAAAAAUAUAUUGAUCAAA
Molecule: messenger RNA, 3282 nt
Organism: Oryzias melastigma (Indian medaka)
Lineage: Eukaryota; Metazoa; Chordata; Actinopteri; Beloniformes; Adrianichthyidae
Gene: oatx
Product: organic anion transporter X
Exons: 16
Coding region: 635-2392 (585 amino acids)
Biological process (GO): transmembrane transport
Cellular component (GO): membrane
Molecular function (GO): transmembrane transporter activity
Source: RefSeq, a predicted model, not a curated record